CCGUUGUGCAGACGCAGAAUUAAGAUCUUCACGCCAGAUGGAGUGAAAAAGCAAGGAGCAGAAGAUGGGUGGGACCCCACUGCGCUUUUUAAAAGCUGCACGUCUGCUUAGAGUACACAAAAAUCCUGGCACACAAAGCACUAGCACCCGAGGAUCGCCGCGUUUCACACCUGCUUCCCAGGGCCCGGCGCCCUCGCCCGCUGCGCACGCGCGUCACCCUCGCCCAGUGCGCACGCGCGCUGCUGCCCGUCGGGCCCCGCAGGCGCGGUGAAUCGAACGUUGAGCAGGGCGGUGGGUGGUGCGGAGUGCCGAGCGGCCUCACCCUCAACCGUCGGCCCGGUCGGACGGUUCCGAGGCGUUGCCGGGAGCCGGGCGCGGCUCUGCCUGGACUCGGAGAAACGCAGGGCAUCUGCCUGAGCCCGCUUUUCUACAAGAUGUGGGGAUUUUUGAAGCGCCCUGUAGUGGUGACGGCUGACAUCAAUUUGAGCCUUGUGGCCCUGACUGGGAUGGGGUUACUGAGUCGGCUGUGGCGACUCACCUACCCGCGGGCUGUGGUUUUUGACGAAGUAUAUUAUGGGAAGUACGUCUCUUUUUACAUGAAACGAAUCUUCUUCUUGGAUGACAGUGGGCCACCAUUUGGCCACAUGGUGCUGGCCUUGGGAGGUUAUUUAGGAGGAUUCGAUGGCAAUUUUUUGUGGAACAGAAUUGGAGCAGAAUAUAGUAGCAACGUGCCUGUGUGGUCCCUGCGCCUGCUGCCAGCACUCGCGGGGGCCUUGUCGGUCCCCAUGGCCUACCAGAUAGUGUUGGAGCUCCGCUUUUCUCAUUGUGCCGCCAUGGGAGCUGCUCUGUUGAUGCUUAUCGAGAAUGCUCUCAUCACUCAGUCAAGGCUAAUGCUUUUGGAAUCAGUGUUAAUAUUUUUUAAUCUAUUGGCCGUGUUGUCUUACCUGAAGUUCUUCAACUGCCAAAAGCACAGCCCUUUUUGUCUGAGCUGGUGGAUCUGGCUAACACUGACAGGGGUCGCUUGUUCCUGUGCAGUGGGCAUCAAGUACAUGGGUGUGUUCACGUACGUGCUCAUGCUGGCUGUUGCAGCUGUCCAUGCCUGGCACCUGAUUGGAGACCAGACUUUGUCCAAUGUCUGUGUGUUCUGUCACUUGCUCGCCCGAGCAGUGGCUUUGCUGGUCAUCCCGGUCGUCCUGUACUUACUGUUCUUCUACGUCCACUUGAUUCUACUCUUCCGCUCUGGGCCCCACGACCAAAUCAUGUCCAGUGCCUUCCAGGCCAGCUUAGAGGGAGGACUAGCUCGGAUCACUCAGGGUCAGCCUCUGGAGGUGGCCUUCGGGUCCCAGGUCACUCUGAGGAACGUCUUCGGGAAACCUGUGCCCUGCUGGCUUCAUUCCCACCAGGACACCUACCCCAUGAUAUAUGACAACGGCCGAGGCAGCUCCCACCAGCAACAGGUGACCUGUUAUCCCUUCAAAGACGUCAAUAACUGGUGGAUUGUAAAGGAUCCCAGGAGGCACCAGCUGGUGGUGAGCAGCCCUCCGAGACCUGUGAGGCACGGGGACAUGGUGCAGCUGGUCCACGGCAUGACCACCCGCUCCCUGAACACGCAUGAUGUUGCAGCCCCUCUGAGUCCCCAUUCACAGGAGGUCUCCUGCUACAUUGACUAUAACAUCUCCAUGCCCGCCCAGAACCUCUGGAGACUGGAAAUUGUGAACAGAGGAUCCGACACAGACGUCUGGAAGACCAUCCUCUCAGAGGUCCGCUUUGUGCAUGUGAACACUUCCGCUGUCUUAAAGCUGAGCGGGGCUCACCUCCCUGACUGGGGGUAUCGGCAGCUGGAGGUCGUCGGGGAGAAGCUGUCCCGGGGCUACCAUGGGAGCACAGUGUGGAACGUGGAGGAGCACCGAUAUGGCGCGAGCCAGGAGCAGAGGGAGCGGGAACGGGAGCUGCACUCACCUGCGCAGGUGGACGUCAGCAGGAACCUCAGCUUCAUGGCGAGAUUCUCGGAGCUGCAGUGGAGGAUGCUGGCGCUGAGAAGCGAUGACUUGGAACACAAGUACAGCUCCAGCCCACUGGAGUGGGUCACCCUGGACACCAAUAUCGCCUACUGGCUGCACCCCAGGACCAGCGCUCAGAUCCAUCUACUUGGAAACAUAGUGAUCUGGGUUUCAGGCAGCCUCGCUCUGGCCAUCUACGCCCUGCUGUCCUUGUGGUACCUGCUCCGCCGGCGAAGAGGCAUCCAUGACCUCCCUCAGGAUGCCUGGCUGCGCUGGGUGCUGGCUGGGGCGCUGUGUGCGGGUGGCUGGGCCGUGAACUACCUCCCGUUCUUCCUGAUGGAGAAGACACUCUUCCUCUACCACUACCUGCCUGCACUCACCUUCCAAAUCCUUCUGCUCCCUGCGGUCCUGCAGCACAUCAGCGACCACCUGUGCAGGUACGGGGGCUGUGGAGACAGUGGCUGGACCAGGCAGCAGCCCUCUGCUGGGAAGCCCAUGUGCAGCAAACACAUGGGGUGCAGCCAACCUCACCCAUUUCACGUUACACUGACAUCCUCUUGGCCCCUCCGGGGAAUGGGUGAGGUUCUAAAGAGACGCCCAGAUGAGGCACUGCAGGAACCCAGAGGGAGAAGUCACAGCUGACAGAGAUGAAAGUGGAGUGGGUGGGGAGACGGGUAAGGGAUGAAGAGAUGUGGGUGGCCUGGAGGAUUCGGGAGCGGGGAGCAAGGCCCGGGAGCCUCGGGGUGUCAGAAACAGCAGCUGGUUAUGGUCAGGUUGUGUGGUGUGGCGGAGAGAACCCAAGAAAGCUUCUAAACCAGAGUGUGUUUGGAGGUUGGAGCAGAGGGCGAGGGCCUCCCAGUCUCAGGAAGCCACACAAGGGAGGACCGUGGAUUUGGGACCAGUCCUCUGGCAUCUGUGUGGAGGUGGCCCAGCCACUGUGGAGGCCUGAGGAGUCGUCAGGGGGCCCCUCUCAGUGCAUCCAGGUGGGAGAUGGUCAUGGGUGGCAGGAGACAAGACACACAAACCUGAAGGCAGAACCCCAGGCCUCGGGGGUGACCGUGUGGACAGCAGAUGCCAAGAGGGUGCCGGGCAGGGAAGCUGCAGUGGUCAGCCACCCUCCCCCAUGCUGCUCUGACCUCUGCAGGUCCCAGCUCCAGAGGAGCGUCUUCAGCGCCCUGGUGGUGGCCUGGUACUCCUCUGCAUGCCACGUGUCCAACACGCUGCGCCCACUCACCUACGGGGACAAGUCGCUCUUGCCACAUGAACUCAAGGCCCUUCGCUGGAAAGACAGCUGGGACAUCUUGAUCCGAAAACACUAGAACAAGAGCGUGGCAAAGAACACCCGUGCUGGGGUCGGGACGAGGUUGAAGGGUCUUGGUCAAUGCACUUAAUGAGCAGGGUGGGCCCCACGCUGGGGGGACACAGGCUGGGCUCAGCAGGGCCUCUCCUGGAACGCAUGGGGGUCUCGUUUUGGAAAAGCUCUCCAAUGAGCACCUCCUUUUCUGGAAAGUUAAUUUUUUCUUGACAAUGAAGAUACUCCCUCCGUGUCUUCACCCCUGAACUAAGACACAGGGAGUAUUUCAGAGGCCAGCGUAGGAGUCAUUGACAAAGAAAAGCCGGAACCCGGGGCCAGCAGUGGAGCAGGUGACAGCCUCCGCAGACCGGGCCCUGGUCCUUGCUGACCGCUGCAGGGUGGAGUUUGAUCUGGCAGACCCGAUCCUCCUCCAUGAACACCCAGCAACCUGACCAAGUCCCAGCCCUGUCCUCAGCGAGCCUGGUGGUGUCCUGGGACAGGUCAGUGUUGGAGGGCCACCUGAACCACGAGCCGGGCUGGGGCUUGCAUGUCAUUCUCUAUGACAGCGUCAAGACAGGCCCUCAGCACUGUGCUGUGUGGAAACCCUCCCCUGAGACUCCACUGAGACGUGGCUGAGUGAACUCUUCCUCGUCAGUGGUCAAGGUGUGUCAUCCAUACAGCUCCAUGCCUUUACUUUGCCUUUUUAAAUGUAAUUAAAAAAGGAACGAACUGGCA
Molecule: messenger RNA, 4029 nt
Organism: Nomascus leucogenys (northern white-cheeked gibbon)
Lineage: Eukaryota; Metazoa; Chordata; Mammalia; Primates; Hylobatidae
Gene: POMT1
Product: protein O-mannosyltransferase 1
Biological process (GO): protein O-linked glycosylation
Cellular component (GO): membrane
Molecular function (GO): mannosyltransferase activity
Source: RefSeq, a predicted model, not a curated record